AUGGAGGACCAAUUUGGCGGCCGAACCGACGAUGACCUCUUCUACGAUGACUUUGAACCCGUCGACAGCGAGCCCAUUGUGGUUCAUGAAGAAGCGCAGUCUACUCCUGACCCAUCGCAUGUUGCUCCUGCAGCCGCAGAACAUGCGCAAGCAAGACAAUCCAAACCCAAAAAGUCGUCGUCGCCACCCGCGCAACCCACAAUCAGCAAUAGGCCCUCGCCCUCGCCCUCGCCCUCAACAUCGCGAUCACAGUCACAGUCACAGUCACAGUCACAGUCCCAGCCCCAGCCCCAGAUCAAAGGUGGAAACCUAUCCUCGUCACGCUUCGCUCGUAAGGAGAACUUCAACAUGAGACAACAGUCGACGCCGCCACCGCCGCCGCCGCCACCCUUGCCAGAAGCUAAAUCGCCCGCGCCAACCAAGGAAUCAGGAGAGAACAGACAGGUCAAGGAAAAAGAAAUGGAUUCCAAAGGCGACAAGGCAAAAGACAGCACUCCACCGCCCAAUGCGCCCACUGCCCCUGCCAAGGACAAGAAAUCUCACCUUCCUUCACAAAAUACAGCUGCGAAUGCCGAGGCGCGACUUCAAUCCGGCGCCAAUCCGCGCCAGAAACUCACUGACGAGGAACUUACUGCCAAGAUGGAAAAGAUGAAAUUGCUGGCGGCAGAGAAGACACGCCAGUUUGAGAGGGCUGAAAAGGAUGAACAACAACAUGCUCAGGCGUAUGCCAAGGGUAUGGAGGAAGCUCGCAAGCGCCGAGCAGAAGAAGCGGAACGAAGGCGUCGGGGAGAAGAGGAUAAACGCAAGCUUGAUGAUGAACGCGCAAAGAAUCGUGAGCGCAAGCUCAAAGCUAUGGGCAUGAAAGAAGGUGGCUGGGACGAGGGCAAGGAGGCCAUCCUGGAGGAAGAAGCCAGAAGAGGUUUCAGGGGAGCCAACGGUGGCAUCAGAGGCACGAAGCGUGGUGGUCUGGCAGGCAGUCGAUAUUUCCGAGAAGCAGAUGAUCAACCCGAUGUUGACCGUUUCCUGGAUGACCGGCAUCGUAACAGGGGAAGGGGACGCGAUGGACGUGGAGAGGGACGCGGACGAGGUGGUGCUCGUGGAGGAUUCGAUGGCUCACCGUCGAAACCAAGGGACAAAAAUGUACCAGCGCCGUCUCUUACUGCGGAGGAUUUCCCAGCACUGCCCUCGGAAGGAAACCGGAAGCCAAUUCAACCGCUCGCGCCGGUCACAUACCCACCGAAAGCCGCACCGGCCCCUGCCCCAGCCUUACCAUCACCACCUCCUGCUGGCGGCAAAUGGGACGAUGAGAUGGAGGCUCUGGAUGAGCUUACGCAGCAAGGGAAAUCAUAG
Molecule: messenger RNA, 1350 nt
Organism: Metarhizium album ARSEF 1941
Lineage: Eukaryota; Fungi; Ascomycota; Sordariomycetes; Hypocreales; Clavicipitaceae
Exons: 1
Coding region: 1-1350 (449 amino acids)
Source: RefSeq, a predicted model, not a curated record